CUGCUGAACCCUGUAAUAGAGCUCAAAGAGCCGCUGUAAAGAGCGGCCCCUAUAGAGCUCACUCACCGGGACAGAAACCAGCCUCCACCCGGGACAAAGAGGAGGAGGAAGAGGAGAAGGAGGAGGGUAGAAGGUGCGCUGGAGGCGACACCUGUCAAGCUGUUGCUAAACACGCCGGCUUUAUGAAAAAGGACUGGAGACUUCGGGGGAUAAACCGAGCUGGAAUCGGAGAUUAGUUGCUCCUUUAUUGUCGGUGUUCAUCACUCAGACCUCUGAGGAGAGGGGUGGGGGGAUAUGAGGCAUUAACGUCAUGUCAAAAGCUGUUUUCAAAAGACUGUGUUGAAGUUAGCGUCUGAUCUGUAGGCUCCCACUGGGAAACUCGUUAAAGGGCUAUUCCGCAGCACACGACUCUGGACGUCCUUAGAUUUGCUUUAACUCCAAAUGAAAAAUAGUCAAACUGGAUUUGGUUAGUCUGUGAAACGUCAUUUGUGAAAAUUUCAUUCCAUCUAUAAAAAAAGUGCGAUGGCAAUGCUUUUCUUAGCUUCUUCGCCAUAAUACACAGUCCAUUUUGAAAAAAACCACACUACAGGCAGAUCAAACCGGGAUGAAAUCACUGCCAAUCAUUUACUUGAGGCCACCUAUGAUAGCGUCCACAUCAAUACAACUACACAACAUAGGAAGUCCAAACAUGGGGAGAACCAUUCAACACUGAUUACAGGUUUAACAAAAAAUUAAAUUAAAUUUAAAAAGUCUUAUCCUUUGUUCAGUUUGUGAAAACUUUUAUAUCUGUUUUUAAGCGACAAGCCACCAAAAACCUGACCCAGCUUACCACACAACCCAAAAUUGGAUGUAAUAACUUGAAUGAUUUUGGAUUUGUGAAACCUUUAUUCCAUCAGUGAAGGUGAUCUUUAUCUUUUUUUUAAGCUUGAGAUGGCGCCCAUUUUAAAAAUCCCACCUAGACGGCUAAAAACUGGAGAAACAUAACUUGUUUUGUUCUUUUUAGAUUUGGACUUUUUCUGGCAAUAAACUCUCUUACAUGGGGCGCUUCAUAAGACACUGAUUUAUCUGUCAGAUAUGAAAUCAUCAUUCAAUUUGGAAAGCAAAAUCUGAAACAUUUUAGGCAUUUUUGGGUGUUACAUAAUAAAAACUUCAACACUUAAGAGUCCAAACAAGGCCACAAUUAUCUUAGACAAAUUGGACAAUGUACAGUUUAUGAUUUAAGAUGUAUGUGUUGGGAUAAUAAAAAACAUUUUAUGCUCUACUGACCAGUUUUAACAUCUUACAUUUGAUUCAUGAUAAAAGCUACCCAACAAAAGAACAAACCUGCAAAAAAACUAUACUUUGUUUUUUUAUUCUAUAGCACACAGUAAUCUGGAAACCUCUACUGCUUUGCGAAAACUUAAAAAAUGGACAAAAACAAAUCUGCCCAGGCUUAAUUCAAGCCAGAACAUAAAAAGAGCAAUUUUUUACAAAGUGAAUACAAAGUUUCACCUAAGUAUUUUUCCAACACUUUAAGAAUUCACAACCAUCCAAAUCAAAAAUAUUUUAAACUGAACCGGGGCAAAUUGUUGUUCGGAGCUAUUAAAUUCAGUGGAAUGGCCCUUUAGUCAAACGUCGAAUCAGAUUCCAACUUCAGCGACUUCCUUUUGAGUUGACGAACUUGACGCAGAUGGCACCUGAGCUGUGCGCAUUGAGCGCAAACAGCGGGAGAACAGGGAUGUAAAAAAGGGAUGCGGGGGGUGGGGGGAGAGCUUUACACCCACCGCCCACUGCUCUCUCUAAAUCCCACGUACACACACGCACACACACGUUUCCCCCACUCGUAUUAACCCACUACAGAGCGCAGAGUAAAACCGCGGGGUGGGAGUUAGUGCUCGUCGCGGAGCUUCGGCGCGGGCAGAUUCACCCUCCUUCGCCCCGCUGUAGAAGCUGUUGAACCUGCUGUAGUACCUGCUAACCGGAGAGGAUAAUAUAGGAAGGGACGCCCCGAUGGACGCGAGCAGGAGAGGGUCACAAGAUGAUUGACAACCAUCCUAACCAGCAGCUGAUCUGCUAACGUGAAGGAUUUUAAAGAGACUGCAGCAGAAACUCCUCAUUGGAGCUCCAUACCUGCGCUGCUCCAGGUGGAUUGAACACAGAAGUGAAUAUCCACUGAAUUUUCAGAUGAUUUGUGUAAACUAAAGAGGAUAGUUGGACUAAACUGAGGGACAGCAGAAGAAGCUCUGUCCAUCAUAUCCUCUUAACAUCUUAACUACUGUUAUCAUCAAACUGUGACAUUUAUAUAAUCAUAACUGUGCUUGUAAAACCUAAACAAGAAAUCAGGUUUUCUCCUUUGAGGACUAUUUGCUGUUUCUUCUCAUCUCUCUCCCCACUGCGCAUCAAUUAAAAUUACAACCUGCCUCUUCAAAGCAAGUGUGACAUGCCACUGUACUAUUUUAGCAUGACCUAGUGCUUGCAUGAGGAUCCAGGAUUGCUUUUGACUUCGAAGAAGGACCCUUAAGCUCCCAGCCAUCUUCUGACUGCCUGCCUACCCGCCCGACUGUAGCAUUUGGGUGUGGAGGGUUUGUUUCAGAAUUAAACCUCUGGACACUCAAUGAAGAUGACUUAAGUUGGCAGGCCUGAAAGCUCCAUAAGCAGAAAGAGAGAACAAGCUUGGCAGGAGGACUAACACCCACCCAACACACACAAAUGUGGACGCUGUGGCGGCUUUGAGCCAUGCUGAUAUUGCUACUUGUGGAGCCCUGGAGAGCAGGCUAUCAUCAUCCCUAUCAUCAUUCACCCAAGCUGAGGAAGAUUCAACAGCCCAAAGGAAAGAGGCUACACAUCUGAGCGAUUCAAAGAAGACUGUGAAACUGUGCUAACACAGAGAGAUCCAAAGCAGCAUCCUCAAUCACACGCACAGACACUCUAAUACUCUUCUUCACAAAUCCCCGAUACAGGAAAAACAAAGCUGCGGCGGACGUGAAAGACACAGAGACUGAGCAGGUCAGGAACCUUUCACCAACAUGGCAGCCGAAAGUCUUGCUGAGCUCCGCGAUUGGCUCUUUCUCCUCCUCCUGGUCCUCACUUUAUUGGCUGAAGUGCUGGAGCUGGCGGCAGCUGCAAUCGCCAUGGAGACAGGCGAAGGAGAUGAGGGAAUUGUUUGUCCCUCCGUGUGUCGCUGUGAUGAGGGCUUUGUCUACUGCAACGACCGUGGCCUGAGCAUAAUCCCUCCGCUGCCAUUAACGGCUGCUAUCCUGUACUUGCAGAGCAACCGGCUGAGCAACGCCGGGCUGCCACAGUCACUGGAACGCAGCACUUCUAUACGAGUGAUAUACCUAUACGCCAACCAGCUGGAUGAGUUUCCGAUACACCUUCCUCCAUCCCUAAAGGAGCUUCAUUUGCAGGAUAAUAAUAUACGAACGUUACCGCGAUCAGCUUUGGCCAAGUUACCAUUACUAGAACGUUUACAUCUGGAUGAUAACUCAAUAUCAACAGUUAGCAUCCAGGAUCGAGCUUUUUCUGGGACUCCAAAGCUACGACUGCUGUUUCUGUCUCGGAAUCACCUGUCGAGCAUCCCAGCAGGCCUUCCCGCAUCACUGGAAGAGUUGCGACUAGAUGACAACAGGAUCAGCACCAUCCCAACGCAUGCCUUCCGCGGUCUUUCCUCCCUGCGACGACUGGUCCUGGACGGAAACCUGCUGGCCAACACACGGAUUGCAGACGAUACCUUCUCUCGUUUAUCUAACCUGACGGAGUUGUCGCUGGUCAGGAAUGCUCUACAGUCACCGCCGGUCAAUCUGCCUUCAGCUCACCUGGUACGACUACACUUGCAAGACAACGGGAUGACCCAUAUUCCGAGGGCAACGCUGGAUGGGAUGAAGCGCCUACAAAGGUUAGAUCUGUCAGGAAACAAUCUGACCAGUCUGCCUCGAGGGAUUCUGAGAGACACGGAAAGCCUGGAGUUACUGCUGCUCCGAGGAAACCCCUGGAAUUGUGGUUGCAACCUUCGCUGGCUUCAUUCUUGGCUGCAUGGCCGUGGGUCAGCAGUGACAGUCAGAGGUCUUGUCUGUCAGGGCCCAGAGUCUGUACGGGGCCAGUCACUCAGAGAUCUAACAUCAUUAAUGGAGCAGUGUGAAGGCCCUCCAGCAGGCUCUAGUCCUGGAGAAGUGGUGAACCCAGUCGAAAAAGAUGGAGGAGGUGAAGAUGAUGUUGGAGAGAGUCAAGUAGUCCCUCAUGGGACCACCACAACUGCCCCUCUAUUGGUCCCCACACAAGGUUCUCUCUUCACUCUGCGGCCUAAGUGGCCAGGUCUCAUUAUGCCCCUGCCUCCAGGGGAAGGUGGACAAGUAUCUGGAGAGGCCUUUGAGUUGACUGUUAAACCUCUCUCUUCAGACAGUGUCCUUGUGAGCUGGCUGUACCCACAGCCAGCACCCUCCUUCCGCCUGUCAUGGCUAAGAAUGGGAAGCAGCGUAGCUCUGGGCUCAAUGACAGAGACUUUGGUUGCUGGAGAGAAGAGGCAGUACCUCCUUAACCAGCUCACUCCACGUUCCCGUUACCUCAUCUGCCUUCUGCCACUGCGACAGGAGGCCUCCUUUGGGGGAUCCAGCAUGGGCUCAUCUCGAACUGGCAGCAUGGACAUAGACAGUAAAGACUCAGCUCCAGCCUGUGCUCAGAUAGAGACUGGAGAUGUCAGCUCUGGAGGGGAUGGUGCAGACAAAGAGGGACAGGACUCUGAGCUAACAGCUCUGCCACUAGCUGGAAUUAUAGGAGGUGCCACAGCAUUAGUGAGCUUGCUUCUAAUCUUUGCCAUCUUCUGCUGGUAUGGACAGAGAUCAGGUUACAUGUCUGGGGACUCAGGUUCAUACAGCAGAGGCCGGGGUGGGAAGCAUUACGAUGACUACGUAGAGUCAGGCACCAAGAAAGACACUUCCAUCCUGGAAAUCAGGGCCCCUCCUGCAGGCUUUCAGAUGACAGCCAUGGCCCAUCAGUCCCUGCAGCCUAAGCUGGAGGACGUUACAUACAUCCACACCAUUUUCCCUUCCUCCUCCUCCUCUUCCUCCCAAGCUAAUGGGACCUACCGGAGCAGCCAUGGAGCUGGCAGUCUCAAUGGCACUAUCCUCAGCCAAGCCAGCCACCAUCAUGUCACUUAUGGCACCAACCGUGGCUACAGAGAGGGUGGCAUCCCUGACAUAGAUUAUGCCUACACGUGAUGACACAGGGCACACUCCCUGAGCUACCAGAGCCCUGUUGGCUGGUGGCAUUUUGCCCUUGGUUUCCAAAGUACCCUCUGUGCCUCUGAUGGUUCGAUUCUGAUUGGUUUGCUUAGUAGAUGAUGAUGAUGAUGACAAUGAUGAUGGGACGAUGUUAAUAAGCAACAGAAGUAAGAGUCCCACUAUACUCUUCUGCUGUAUCCUACAAAAUACAGUAGGCUCUUCUCUCGGCACUGCUUAUUGUUCUAAAUGGUUAUGUUUCCUCUUUUGGAUAUCUCAGUGUCUUUCAAACCUACUGCUCUUCUCAGCUCAUAAUAAUACAUGGUAAAUUCUUUGAGGUUGAUAUACUAGGCUUAGCUGAUUUAGCAGGAGAUAUAUUUAUAAUAUGAGGAAAAGGCACUUGAUGUGUAUAGAGAUAGCGCUCAUAUCUUCCUUCUAACUGUAAGCUCUGUGCUGUAUAGAUAAAACGGGUGACAGAAAGGAGAAAUCAAUGGUUGUUAUAACCCACAGAUGACAAUGCAUCAUGCCUGACAUGAAAAGAUGUGUUCCUUGCUCCCUUCUUUCCUCUGGUUUACCCCCCCCCCUUAAAUUUUUCCAUCUUUCCGCCUCCUUUUUAGUUUUGUAUUCCUUUUUUUGGAGCUGAAGCUCUUUUUCUUUCAUUCUUCUCGUGUCUUUUGUGUUGCUGUGAGCAGAGGACGACUUUGUUCUCGCCAAAGGAGCUGACAGCAGUGAUAACAGCUCUGACAGAGACGGGAGACACAAACCACAGCAUGGGUAGACUAAUGAGUGGAAAAUAAAGGGGGGAAAGUGUGUGUGAGGGGGUGAUGGAUAGAUGGGUGGAUGGAGGAAGAGAAGAUAAAAGACGACAAGGGGAAAAAGAGAAGGGUGCUAUUUGGGUGGGGGGGAUGUAGUCUCUCUGAGAGGUGGCUUGCUUAUGGCAAAGAGCGAGGAAGGAGAAGAAAGACGCAGGAGUUAAGUUAAAAAAGGGCGUGUGACCAAUGAAGCGGCAGGAGGUGAAAAAGAGGACAAAAGGAAAAGAAGAUCGAGGGGAAGAGGGCUGACAACUGGAAUAAUGUGACUUCUUCAUCUUAAAAAAGGAUAUGAUUUUGCCCGCAGCGUGGCCACUGCUUCCAACAAACAUGAGUGAUAAAAGACUGCAUGAUUCUGUCAAAAACUUGAUUGAACUUUGUUUGAUUUAUAGAGCGAAGAACAUUUCAAUAAAUAAAACAAAGCAAAGGCAAGAAAAACAAAAGGCAAAAUAAUCUCCAAGCAAACAAGACAAAAAAAAAUACUCUGAAUUAAGAAGAACAGCAUGAACCCAGUUUUUAAUUCGGCUUGGUCUUAUUAUUAAAUUAUCUUUCACAGAGUCAUGAAAGAAACUAAUCAUGCAUCUCAUAAUAGCAAUCCAUUUAUCUUCAAGAGUAAGGCCAAACCUUUUUUUAUUUGGCAAUAACUUGGAGCAGCAGAUCAUUUUUGCGAAGGAAAUUAUAAUGACUGAGCUCUUAUUAUCCACAUUAUGGAGCUUGGGGUUGAUUAAAGAUAUUUUUUUCUUUCUGUUGUUUUUAUUGUGAUUCAGGAAAAAUAAAGAGGGGGCGACAUACUAGUAAAACAAUAUCUAUUAUAUUAAAUGUGAUUUUGCAUUCUGAUAUUAAUGUGUUCUUCUACAGCCUGGUUGAUCAUACAAAAGCCACAGUAAUUUUGAAUGAUCAAAUACCAUGGGACAUUAAUUAAAAAAAAAAAAAAGAAAAAGAAAAAAAAACGCUUCUCAACAUGCAAAGUUUUCUAAAUGUUCUGGAGACACCAUAACAAAGUAGGACUUUUUCAGUUUGUUGUGUUUCUCACAAGAAAAACGAAAAAUAAAAAUUUUAGCAUUGCAUGUGUGCAUUUCUAAAAAUGUCCACAAUCCAUGUUGGAAAAAUAAACACAAAAAUCCCCUGAUGACAGAAUUCAAAAGGGAAAAACUAAAGUUUCUCACCACCAAUCCUGAUGUCAAAAUCCAAUAUGGCUGCCAUAAGGAGGUUAGAGUGAGAAGUUUAUCUAUUAAAGAUUAUUUAAUAGUGUUUGAAUGGACAAAAUGCCUACAUAGUUGCAAGCUUAUACUGCCAAAAGUAAUUAGUGUGAGAACUGAGAACAACAAUUGGUAUAACCUAAUGGUUUUCUGACUUGCAGCUCAAACAUGGAUCAGGGAUGCAUUGGGUUCUCCAGAUGCAAGUUCAGAGUUCAUAAGUAAAUGAAGUGCAGCAUAAGUGGCCACUUUCACUUUUUCUUAACUCUUUAGACAUUCCCAGAUUUUCUUUUUGUGUAAUAUUUCAUUAUAGAUCAAUGAUCUUGAACAGUUUUAUGGGCUGUUUGGGCCUUCUAACUCUUCACUUCACACUUUUUAAAUAGUUGAUGUCAACAAAUUUCAAUGAGUGUCUCUAAAGGCAACUAAAGUGAGACCAGUUAGAAAACCAUGGAUCUAGUAAACCAACCCUAUCUGAUUUUUUUUAUGUGAUCUUAGAUAUGUUCAAACACUAAAUAUAAAAUAGAGUUUUUAAAACAAUGGAGUUCAUUUUUAAUUAAAAACACAAUAUGAUUAUCCAAGCCCCAAACUUAGGAAGCUAACAAUAGCUUCAGGUUUGUGUAAACCAGACAUUUACAUAGAAUUUAUAAAUAAAGACACAAACUUCUCUCACAGUAAAUCAUUUGAAGAUUUCUCUGUUUCAGGUCAGUUAGUGAUGCCAAAGUUAUUUGAUAUUUAAUAAAUUCCAGAAUAAUAAGAGUUUUUUAAGGCCCCUUUUUAAUUUUCUUUUUCUAAUUCAGAAGAUUACAAACAUUUCUCUUUUUUCCAUUUGGAAAAAUUGCCUUUUAACAAUUUACUUUGUAAAACAUUUUGACGGAUUCCUCCAGACCACAGCAGUGUUUUGCAAUCCCCACUAAAAAACAUGGACUCUGUUAUCCUUAUGCCAUUUUAUGGCGACAUGCUUAGGGUUAUUGUCUAUUUAAAAUGCACACUUUUGCCCAAGCUUUCUGGAUGAUGUCUUGACAUCUUGCUAUAAGAUUUCCAAACAAUAUUAUCCUUGUUAUGUAAUCUGUGAGUCCCCAGUCACAUGGGAAGCACACCAGUCCCUCUUGCAGCAAAUUAGCCAGGAAACAUGAUGGCUGCCACUCCCAUUCUCCUCAGUAGGAUGGUGCAAGCAUCAAACUUUUUAAUCCAAAUUUGACUUCAGUUUUAAAUUCAGACCUCAGAACAUUAAUGUUAUUGUCCCUGGGUGCAUAUGCAAAGUGUAAUUUUUAUGCUUGUUUUGGAGUAAUGGCUUUUUUGUCUGAGUGGCCUUUCAGCCCAUGUCACUACAGGACUCUGGGAAACAGAACCCAUCUCCUUCUUGAAAGUCAUUGUGAUAGGGCCUUCCCCUGAUAAACUUAAAUAUAUUUAAGUUUACACUUAAAUAUAUUUGUUUAAACAGAUGAAUGUAGCACCUUCAGGCCUCUGGAAAUUGGAUCCAGCGUUGAAGAUUUAUGGAGACAUUUAGCAAAUACAGUAUGAAUAACGAUGGUUUUCCUAACUGACCUAAAGCAUAAAAAACUGAAGGAAACCUGGUGUGUCUUUGUAUACAGUACAUGUAUGCAAAUGUCUUGUUUCAACUUUACAUUUCACAUAAAAUGGGAAAAUAUUACUAUACGUUUUGGAUUAUCUAAAACUGCAGCCUCAAUUAAUUCUAUGAUUAAUUGCAGAAUCCAUUUUAACUUUUUUUUUUUUUGUUAAGCUAAAGCACCGAAAAUCAGAUAGUUUUGUUAACCUAAAUUAUUUAAGAUGAGCUGAUAAAGUGUUGGCAGAGAAACAUUUGUUGACUCAGGAUGUCCAGUUUUAUGGCCUUAGAUAAGCAUAGAGGAUCUGUUCACAGCCCGACCGCUUCACUGUGCAUCUCAACACCAACACGUCCACAGGAAAGCAGCCCCUGCUCUCUGACUGCCUCUCACUGAGCCCACCAACAGACCCAAAUGCAGGAGGAACUUUGAUGGGAAAUCAUUUUUAAACAGCCAGAUUUACAGAUGAAAGAGAAGGGAGGAUAGAGAGGGAGAAAGGAGAAACUUAGAUAGAGCCUUUAAGUGUUGAAACCCGUUCCUUCUUUCUUUUGGUUGUACUCUUCUGAUUUUCCUUCCUGUGUUUCUGUGUACUGAUGAUAAUCAAGGAGCUCUGGUGUGUAUUUUUUAGUUUCUUUAUAUCUGUAUUUUUUUUUUCUUAAAAUCAAUUUUU
Messenger RNA from Gambusia affinis (western mosquitofish), 9429 nucleotides. RefSeq names its product fibronectin leucine rich transmembrane protein 1b (gene flrt1b). Gene Ontology annotation, molecular function: protein binding. The coding region runs from base 3006 to 5192 and encodes 728 amino acids. Lineage: Eukaryota; Metazoa; Chordata; Actinopteri; Cyprinodontiformes; Poeciliidae. The record is from RefSeq and is a predicted model, not a curated record. The transcript has 3 exons.